AUAGGCUGUCGUUUCCCAGGAGAUGUUCACUCCCCUGAAAAUUUCUGGGAAGUUUUAAGGAAGGGGCAAAACGUAAUAACAGAAGUUCCAUCAGACCGCUGGAGUCUAGAGACAUUUUACAACAAUGAAAGAAAAGAGACAGGAAAAAUGGUUUCAAACCGUGGUGGUUUCAUAAAAGGCAUCGAUCAGUUCGAUCACUCGUUUUUUAAAAUAUCUCCGCGUGAGGCGGCUUCGAUGGACCCACAACAGAGGCAUCUUCUAGAGGUUACUUAUGAGGCCUUUGAAGAUGCUGGUAUCGACCCCUGGGGACUAAACGGCGACUGCGGCGUGUUCGUUGGCAUCGGAAUGAUGGAUUACAUGUUUUCUAUCUUGGAAUCUAACUUAAUUGACGCAUAUAGCCUUACUGGAGUGACGCACAGUGUGGCUGCCAACCGUCUUUCGUAUGUCUUCAACUUCAAGGGACCCAGUCUUGCUGUCGAUACAGCCUGUGCCUCAUCUAUGACAGCACUACAUUUAGCUUGCUGUGCUCUUCGGAACAAAGAAUGUUCUGUAGCAGUGGUAGGGGGCUGUAACAGUCUUCUUGCACCAGAAGUCUCAGUUGGAUUCAGUUCUCUGGGUGUGAUGUCACCAGAUGGUCAAUGCUGCCCAUUUUCCAACACGGCAAAAGGAUAUGUGCGCAGUGAAGGGUGGGGAACACUUAUCCUAAAGCCUUUGGAUCAAGCCUUGCAGAGUGAAGAUCAUAUUUAUGCAGUCAUCCGUGAGAGUGCCAUAGCAGCAAGUGGCAGUACAAGCAGUCUUACAAAGCCGUCAGCGUCAGCUCAGCACGAUGCCAUGAAAGAGGUUUACAAGCGUUGCAACAUUCUUCCGUCAUCAGUUGAUUACGUAGAAGCACACGGUACUGGUACCCCUGUUGGUGAUCCCAUAGAGGCUCGUGCUAUUUCAAAAGCUCUCUGUUCUCAACGACAAACUCCUCUUAAGAUUGGAUCUGUUAAGGGUAAUUUUGGACAUAGUGAGUGUGCAGCCGGUGUCACUGCAGCCAUCAAAGUAGCGCUCAUGCUUGAAAAGCAAAUUCUUUGUCCAAGUGUAAAUUUUGAAAAUCCCAAUCCUAACAUCGACUUCAAAAACCUUAAUCUCCAAGUGGUAACAAAAGUGGAAGACUUGAGUAGUGGAUCUCCUCACAGGAUAGCGCUCAACAGCUUUGGAUUUGCGGGAGCUCUUGCUCAUGCUGUAUUUGAACAAUCACCUCAGCAAGCAUCGAAAGAGCAGCGUAAAUGUAACUGGACAUUUGGUGGAGAUGGAUUCGGGGAACACAUUUUAAUUCCUUUUUCUGCCAGGUCCAAGAAAGCGCUUGAAGAUUUGGCCAAAGAGUGGAGUUCAUUUACAAGCACUAUGGAUGCCCUAAGCGUUGUGUCAUGGCUGUCUGCGCGUCGAUUGCAUCACGAUUUUCGAAUUGCUGUAGUUUCAAACUCUGGCAAAAACUUUUGCAAUGCUCUUCUUGGGUAUUCAAACGGCGAAUCAACUGCGAAUGGCGUCAUAGUACCUCUUUCCCAACCAUGUAAAGCACAAAAAAUUUGUUUCAUAUUUCCUGGUCAAGGGCAGCAAUGGGGUGCAAUGGGCAGCAGAUUGUAUCGUUCAGAGCCAGUUUUCCAAACGUCAGUCAAAAAAUGCGAUGCAGUUUUCAAGAAAAUGAGUGGCACAUCAAUCAUUCACGACUUUGGUUGUUUCCUAAACGCAGAUGCUAACAUGGUAAAUUCUGUUAUUGAUGAAAUAGAGGUGUCGCAGCCCGCUAUUCUGUUUUUCCAAAUAGGACUGUUAGAAUUACUGAAAGCUUGGGGAGUGCAACCUGAUGUCAUUGUGGGUCACAGUUUAGGUGAAGUAGCUGCCAGCUAUGCAUGUGGUGGAUUAACAAUCGAAGAAGCAGUAGCUGUUAUUUACCAUCGCUGCAACGAGCAGAGGAAACUUAAAGGAACGGGAAGCAUGGCGGCUGUGCGUGCAACGUUGCAGGAAGUAGAAAACCUCUGUUCUGAAAGUAAAGACGUCUACGUUGCAGCAGUCAAUGCCCCAAAGUCAAUCACAAUCGCAGGUCAGAACGAAGCAAUUAAUAGUCUAUCGCAGGAAAAUCCAACCACUGUAAAAAAACUGCGAGUACAGUGCGCCUUCCAUACCCCUCAUAUGGAGACUAUAAAAAUGUCUUUUGAGAGAUCCAUGUCUGGUGCAGUAACGACAAAAACACGAAUAAACGAAGUUCCACUCUACUCAACCGUCACCGGAGAGCGCUACGAUGGAAUGUUUAGCACAGAUUACUGGUGGAAGAACAUCCGACAACCAGUCAAGUUUGAACGAGCAAUUAAAUGCAUUCUUGACGAAGAACAACCAGACGUUUUUUUGGAACUGGCCUCUUCAGUGACACUGCUUUCGUCUGUUCGACAGAUUAUCAGCAAUACACCGAAGUAUAGUCAUGUCGGCACCAUCCCAUGUGGCCAAAGAAACAAAGAUGACCGCGUUUCUCUUUUGCAAUCUGUUGGAUCCUUGUAUGUGGCUGGAAAAUUCAUUAAGUGGGAUAACGUUGCACGAACUUGUGCAGUGUGGCAACCGUUACCAAGAUAUCCAUGGCAGCAUCAGUCCCAUUGGAAAGAAUCUGAGGAAAGAAAAAAGAAAAGGCUUGGGCUGGGGGACAGAAGUUUCAAAGGACGAAAUGGUCGUUUGUCUCUUGAUAAGUAUCCCUUUUUCAAAGACCACGUCAUUCAAAGCCAGUUGCUUUUCCCAGGAGCUGGAUAUGUUGAGUACUUACUCCAAAUGUGCUUCAUGCCGGACGAAAAUCCACUUCUGAACAAUGUACACUUUAACAAAACUUUAAUAUGGCCAAGCGAGGCAAACGAGGGAGGUGACUUCCACACAGGAACUGUCUCGCUAAAAUUCCAUCAAGAAGGAUCCCAGUCUUAUAUUAGCUACAGCGAUGUUGUAUACUGCAAAGCAACAGUCGCAAGCAAAGAGAAUUUUCCGCCACGCACCUUACCGAUGGAUGAGAUCCGUCUACGUCUGAAGGAUACCGUUGGAAAAGAGAUAUUCUAUAAGAAUCUUAGGAAGAAUGGCUACGAGUAUGGCCCUGCCUUUCAAACAGUGAAAGAAGUCUUACUGGGUGACGGUGAAGCCCUUGGACUUCUAGAGGCUGCAUCUGACAGUGUACAGCGGAUUCAAACAACCAUCCUUGACGGCUGCCUCCAACUGGUUAUUGCUGCAUUAGGUCCUUGCACGUCACUGUACAUCCCUAUCAAGAUUGAAUCCUUUCAGAUGGAGGUGCCCUCACUUCCCUCUGGAGAAGAGCUUGCUGCUCAUGCUGUAGUAUUGGAUCAUGACGGAUCGUUUUUGACUGGAAACGUCACCUUGGCAACGAGGAGUGGACAAAUUUUGGCUUUGAUCGAAGGUGUUCAUACUCAAGCUAUUCGGAACAGAGAAGCGAAGCAAGAUGUCCAAAAUUGUUUGUAUUCUACCAAAUUUCAACCACUAGAGUCAUGCCUCAAGUUUUCGAGCCUUGCAACAAGUUUAAGUAAAGAAAUGGAAUUCACUGGGCAAACAAGAAGGUCAUUUCCUGAAAUAAUAGCUUCCAAGAUUGUCGAUGAUGGAUUAAUAACAAAACAGAAUGGCGCUAUUCUCCGAGAUAUAAGAAAUACCAUUAACCUUCAAGAGGGUGCAAAUAAAAAUGCGGUAAACGCUAUGAGGCAAGACGUCAAAAAAGCUUUUUCAGGAACGAAACAGGAGUGUAGUCCUUUUGAGCAUUUUGAAGAAAACAAUCCUGUUAUUUCGAAUUUCUCGAGUGCAGAGGAAAGUCGGGUAUUGCCAAAGGAACACUGGGAAAAGCAUUGGUGGAAAUCAACAGAAAAACACCUCAAAACAAGCGCAUUUUCCAUUGCACAAGUUAUCCAAGAUGGAUUUCAAGAGAAAAAAGUCAUUCGCGUACUCUUAACUGGUGACGAGAAUGCCGAACUAUCAAAAAGCCUUCUUCCACAUCUUGAAGAAAAAGGUCUAACGAAUGAGGUGGAGUACAUCUUCUCUGCCUCCAGCGAAUUGCUUCUACAAAACGCUAAAGAACAACUAAAAGAUUUCGCAUUUGUCAAGUACAGUUACCUUGAACCAGGGAAAAACACAGACGAGCAGGGAUUUAUUCCACAAAGCUUUGACUUCGUUAUUUCCUUGGACAUAGUUCACCCCACUGUCAGUAUGGAAAAAAGCUUGAUGGCAUUUCAGCAGUUGUUGUGUGAGCAAGGCGGGCUGCUUAUUUUCGCACCUUUGCCGAAGCCAAAUGCUAAAGAAGAAUUCUAUCCUCCCAAAAUACGCUGGAAUGAUGUCAUGACCAGAAAUGGUUUUGUUGAUGUUUUCGCAGUCUCUCCUUCUGAAGAAUAUUCCCCAAGUGUUAUCGGAGGGUAUAAAAGCAAAAAAGCAGCUAUAGUAUCUUCUCGUUCAUCCCAUGAUGAAGAAAUCAUAAUCAUAGCAGAAGAAAACGAUCCUCUGGCCAAGGUACUUGCGAGUAGCUUUAACAAUUCAAGAAAUGUUCGAAUGCUAUCGGACGUAAACGAUAUGCAAGAGGAAGACACAUUGGAAUUGCAAUCACAAAUUGUUCUUUACAUUCACUCUUCAAAAACUAGAAGGCAUCUCUCCAAUCUUCUAACCCUGUUCAAAAAAGCAAACAAAAUCUCAGGAAUCAAAAGCUUUUGGGUGCUUACGUGCGGCGCAAGCGGUGAAAAACAAGAUCAAGAAGGAUCAGCGGCUCUGGGACUUUCUCGAGCUAUAACAAAUGGUACGCACAAGUUUACUGUGUUUGCUGUGGACGUCGAUCCUGCAGACUCCCAUGAAAGGAAUGGUGCACAUAUUAUCAAUUUGUUGGCAGCCCCACCUCCAGACCACGAAAUUGUCAUCCGUUUAGGAAGGUGCUAUGUUCCACGAGUGGUACGCUUUUCUCCGACGGAAUCAAAGAAAGUCUACACUAACAGAUGGAAACUAGGGUUUGUCAAUUUCGAUGAGACUGGAAAACACAGUAUCGAUGACAUAGACUUUCUGACAGCUGAGAACGUGAUGCUCCGAGAGGAUGAAGUAUUGGUUGAAGUUAAAACUGCUGGACUAAACUUCAAAGACGUGAUGAUGGCCAUGGGAAUGCUGAAAAGACUGGCCACGGCAGAUGGCAAAAAGGAGCUUGGCUUGGAGUGUUCUGGAAUCAUUACUGGUAAAGGAAGAUCGGUCUCAAAAUUUCAUUUAGGCGAUGAGGUUAUUGUUUUUCUCAACUCAUGCUUUGCUUCACAUGUCAAGUGUAGUCAAGAAUACGUAGUCCACAAACCACAAAAUCUUACCUGGGUCGAGGGCGCUGGAGUUGGAAUCGUGUUCACCACAGCAUUCUACUGUCUUGUAGAACGAGCACGUUUGGAGAAAGGGGAAACUGUUCUUAUUCAUUCUGCAUGCAGCGGUGUUGGACUAGCAGCUUUGCAGAUUGCAAAGAUGAUUGGAGCCAAGGUCAUUUGCAGCGCUGGAACAGAAGAGAAGAGACGCUUCCUCAAAGAAACUAUGGCCAUAACACAUGUUACAGACUCAAGAUCAGAGCAGUUUUGCCAAGACGUCUUGGAUUGGACAAAUGGAAAUGGUGUUGAUGUCAUUCUCAACUCACUUCAUGGCGAUUUGAUGAAGAAAAGCAUCGCUCUUCUGUCGCAUGGAGGUCGAUUUUGUGAAAUUGGCAAAAGAGACAUUUUGGAGAAUUCUCAAAUACCCAUGAAGGCGUUCCUUGAAAACAAGUCCUUCCUUUCGUGUCACGUGGAUAUCCUUUUAAGCAGGAAGCCAAAGACAUUUAUCAACAUAUUUGAAAAGGUAUCUAAGCUGCUUGCUAGUAACACUCUUGAGCCUAUUAAGACAACUGUGCAUCCCAUCUCCGCUUUCAAAGAAACGUUCAGAAUGAUGUCAAAAGGUGACCACAUCGGAAAGAUUGUUUUUGACAUCUCAAGUGAGCCAAUGCCGCUAUGCCUGAAAAUGCCAUCCAGCUUAUUCAAGCCUGAUGCUACCUACAUAAUCACAGGAGGAUUUGGUGGUAUUGGCCUAGCUUUGUGUCGUUGGAUGUCUAAGAAGGGUGCAAAACAUCUCGUAUUGACCUCUCGCCAGGGCUGCCACAAUGCCGCGGGUCGUCGCACAUUAGCUUUUCUGAAACGUCAAGGGGUUAUGGUGUACGAGUUUUCUGGGGACCUCGCAAAAGAGUCCUGUGUGGAGGCUAUGAUAAAGAAACUGAGUCAAGAUAGCACUAUCCCACCAAUACGAGGUAUAUUCCACCUGGCUGGAGUCAUUAAGGAACUUCUUUUAAAGGACUUUGAGGUUGGCCUCGUCGAACUCAACUACAAGUUGUCAUUCCGGUCUUCACGAGUUGUAAACGUACUGGUGUGGGAGCUGGUCGGAAACCUUUACAAGGAUAACUACAGGAGAGAUGUAACGGUUUGGGGAAAUCCUGCUCAACCCGCCUACUGUGCAGCCAAUUCAUAUUUGGAUGCUUUGGCUCAUCACCGGAAGAGCCUCGGACUUCCUGCUCUUUCUUUGCAACUAGGAGCGGUACGGGGAACAGGGUAUCUGGAAGACAAGGUGGAAGUUACCAAGAGGCUAGCCGACAAGGGGAUAUUGACUCUGCAUAUAGAAGAAGUCCUGUCUGUUCUAGAGACGCUGUUGGAAUCAUGUGAUGAACCUGUAAUCUGCUUUGCAAACCAGGUGGGUGGCGCCCUUCGAAAUUUCGCUAGUUAUAUGUACUUUUGUUUCUGGAGUAUCGUUUGCAAGAUACAGUGCUCUGAUUACAAACAGUUACAACAAAAAAUGUUCCUCGCAUUCUUUUGAACGAUCUCUCCAAUUUUUUAUUAACUAGUUCUGGGGAACUUUUAGCAGCAAAAAAACGAGGUCAAGACUGAAAACGUUUAUGCACACUUCAUUUUAAAUAGCACACAUACAUGUAUAAUUUUCGUUGAAUCGUCAAAUUUACAGUUCUGACAUUCUCACAGGUAGCUUGUGCCAAUCUAGGUGGGCAAUGCUUUACGAAAGUAAACGUGCAGGUGUAUCAAGUAAAAAGUAAUAAAAUCGCUGAUACGAAAGAUAUUAUUAGGGAACAACGUUAAAUCUUUUGUUUCAUGUGUUAAUGUUUACUUACUUUAUGGACACCCAGGAAUCACUAUCAUGACAUUUAUUGCUCAUUACAGUGUACGAAAAUAAGAGCUCUGUAAAGAACCUAACUUUUUUAAUGAUUUCUUUUAUUUCAAGAAUUCUGUAGCUGGAUGCCAAAAAAUUCUUCAUCUUAGCUUCCAUUUAGGGACAUUUUUAAUGAUAGUUUAUUCCAUGCUUUUUCUCCAAUUUCUUAAAACGCAUUUUUUUCCUUUUUCAAUAGAACUGGGAAGCUACUCAGCAGUUCGUAUACAGGACCAGCCUGAGAUUUCGCCAUCUUAGUCGAGACACUCGAUUGGCAUCUGACAAUCAAGGGUUCAAUAAAGAGCAGUUGGAAGAGAAAAUCAAGAAAAAACUCACCGAAUUACUGCAAGUACCCUCUGAGGCUAUUGACAUGAAUCAGCCAAUGACAAACUAUGGUGUUGAUUCCAUGAUGUCCAUUGAGCUAGCCACGUGGGCCAGUAGAGAACUUGGUUUGGGUAUCACGCAGUUGGAAGUGCUUGGCGGAUUGACGGCUGCAUCUAUAGCCAAAAAAGGCACUUUAGGUCUACGGUGA
Messenger RNA from Porites evermanni, 7726 nucleotides. The record is from the annotation of a GenBank genome assembly. Lineage: Eukaryota; Metazoa; Cnidaria; Anthozoa; Scleractinia; Poritidae.